UGUGACGGGCGGCACCGCCCGGCCGCUCUCGCCUACCCGGGCGGCGGCGGGCCCGCUGCCGCCCUCCCCCGGCGCCUCGGCGGGCGGGAGGAUGGAGCAGGGGCUGUCCGCCAUCACCCUCUACUGCGCGCCCGCCGCCGGCCCCGCGCCCGCUGUCGGCGCCAUGGAGCCCGAGCAGCAACUUGCAAAGGGAGAUGGUGGCUUUGAGAAUGUGGAGCUGGGUGUCAUAGGAAAGAAGAAGAAAAUUCCAAGGAGAGUUAUUCAUUUUGCAAGUGGAGAAACAAUGGAAGAAUAUAGCACAGAUGAAGAGGAAGAUGAACAAGAGAAAAAAGACCUGUUGCCACCUGUAGAUCCUACAACGCUCACGUGGGGACCCUACUUGUGGUUUCACAUGCUGCGAGUUGCAACAUCAACUUUAUCAGUAUGUGAUUUCCUUGGGGAAAAGAUUGCAUCUGUUCUGGGGAUAAGCACACCAAAAUACCAAUAUGCAAUUGAUGAGUAUUACAGAAUGAAGAGAGAGGAGGAAGAGGAGGAACAGGAAAACAGGAUGUCAGAAGAAGCAGAAAGACAGCAUCAGGAACAGCAGAACAAGCCACAAGCUGAAGCUCCUGUCCAGACAGACCAGCCUGAAGCAACAGCGUGCUCUUCAUUCGUGAAUGUAAACUUUGAAAAUGAGGGAGAUUGCCCGUCCAUUGGGAAAAAUAAACAAGAUGUAGUUCCCGUCCCUCCUUAAGUGUAAAGCUCUGUAUAAUGUAGGAAAUAAGAACUGUCAGGUGUCACAAUCUGGCUAUAAACAGGAAAAUAGGAUUAUACUUGUUCAGUGAAAUACAACUCCUACCAUUCUUAUUGAUCAGGAGAGAGCUAGGUGAUGUCAGUUCUGUCUGCCUAAUAAAGGCUGAGGCAUUCUGCCAAAUUGGCACUUCAGUUAAAAUGAAAAUUGCACUACAAACAUUUGGUCUAAAAUUGAAUGUGUGAGCUAAUUUCUGUGUAAAGCAAGUAAAAAUGUCUUUUCUUUGAAUUGCUGUGUCUCUAACACCUGUGGAUUGCAGAGGCAGUGCUGUUUCCUACUUCUAAACACCUGUUUCUGAUUUGCACAUUGUUUGCAACUCGGCUCUCUAUGAAUAGAUUAAUAGGAAUUAAUAUCCUGUAACUCACAAUAAUGUCUGAUUUCCCCUAUUUAUUGUCGCUACUGUAUGCAUGUAUUUUUUCUGUUGUUAACAUAAGAGAAACUGUUAGAUUUAAUGUUAAUUAGAUUUAAGGGUCCAUUGACUUUUUUUAUUUAAAAAAAAAAACUUUCCAGGGGGCUAUAAACAACCUUAAGAACUUAGUAACAAGUACCAGCACUCUUGGAGGCUGAUAGUGCUCAGCUGCUCCAUUCAGUGCUGUAGCAAAAUACAGAACUAUUGUAAGUGUAAGACAUUCCCACUAUAAAUCCAAGAAUUAAGAGACCCACGUGCUUGAAUGUGUGCUCUCAAUGGUCCUGGGAAAGAAACUAAAGUCUUGCUAAAUUAUAUUGAGUGCACUGGACCCUCUGUAUGGUACCAGUCUAGAACUAUGAAAACUUUUUCGGACAUAGAUUACCCAAGUCCAUGUACUUGAGUGACCUAAACAAACUAUGUGUUUAAUGUUAAAUUACCAGUAAGUGAUGUGCCAUUGCAGGUAUUUUUCUCCCCUCUAGCACAGAAUACUAAAUAACAAGAAACCACAAAACAAACUUGUGACUCUUUUCUUCUCUUAAAUAAACACAGUGUGUUCUGAUACGGCACAUGCAGCAACAGUAAUUUUUAUUUUUGUCCCAAGUGAAGUGCAGGUAGCUCCAAAUCAAAUACCAGUUAAGGCGAUUUUACUGAAAUGACUGUUGUACCUGUAGCUGGUAAAAGGUAAAUGGUUUACUUUGCAACAACCAGAUGUCAGUGCCCUAGGCAUUUUCUAUGGAGAACUGUUGUGGGUAAAGGAGCAGAGAACCUGCACUAGGUAUAGGUACUAUGUAAAACCUUACUUCUGUCCUUGAGAUUUCCAAAAAAAUUUUAAAAACAGUCCAAUGUUGCAUUGGGUAUCAUCACAUGUUCCUGCCUUGCUUUCACUGCCAGCUAACUAAGGAGCCUGAUGCAACACCACAGGCCAGGUAACUUGGCUAUUAGUUUCCAGAGUUAUGUAUAUCAGACACCCCUUGGCCUGAACUAGUGUCCUGGGCAGCACAAACUCCUCAUCUCUGUAGCAUUCCAUCACUACAGAAAAUGUGAGGAAGAGGAUUCAAUCAUCAUCUCUUCUGUUUUGAUACUUUGCCUCUUUUUGAAUUUUAAGAUAGAGGGUGCUGACCACAGUGUAAAAUCAUUCCUUAGCCCUGAACAUGUGCAAAGGAGAGCUUGGUUCAACACCUGGGGAAUACAAAGAAAACCAGCUUGUUGAGAGUUCUUAUACUGUCAAAGAUAGAAAGCCUCACGUUGCUUGAGUAAUAAUACCUUGACAGCUGAAGGAUGCUUUGCUUUUCUUCCAAGAAAUUAAUGUCAGUUGCUUUUUUUACCUUCUCUCCCUACUAUUUGUUGCAUCAGAAAUACUCUCACUGCCUUGGGUUUAAACUUCUUUGUAUAAAAUACUCUUAUUACUCACUGUGCCUUAACUUAAUCCUUCCUUCAGCUUUUUGCAAACUGUAUGAAAGUUGUUACUUUCAUAUUGGUUUAAUUUUUCUGUAAAUGCAUUAAUUGGUUAUUUUAUAUUUAAUAUAAUUUUUGAACUGGAAGUUGGUUAUGGCUUUUCUUUUACAACUGUGUGGUCUUUGAAACUUUAUGCCUGUACACAGGUGCCUGUUCACUGUUUACAUCUUUACUAAGUCACACAUCCUGGUUGAAUAUUCAGGCACCAGAAUUCAAAAUAUCAUUCUACCCCACCCCUUCCUUAAGAGUCCCAUGUAGUACUCUGUGUGUUCAGCACUACCUCAAACUAAUAAAUAAUGCAGGACUGCAAACA
Messenger RNA from Chiroxiphia lanceolata (lance-tailed manakin), 2967 nucleotides. RefSeq names its product family with sequence similarity 177 member A1 (gene FAM177A1). Bases 92 to 733 code for a protein of 213 amino acids. Lineage: Eukaryota; Metazoa; Chordata; Aves; Passeriformes; Pipridae. The transcript is spliced from 5 exons. The record is from RefSeq and is a predicted model, not a curated record.